AUGGCCCUCUCCUUCCCUCCUCGUCAACUCUACUACGGUGGCCAGGUGCAACCCGCAUCCUCUGGCAAAACUUUCCAAACACUCAAUCCCGCCACCGCAACCCCGCUGGCUGAUAUCCAAGUAGCCUCGACCUCUGACAUCGAUGCCGCCAUUGGGGCGGCUGAGAAGGCAUUCCCCUCUUGGUCACAGACUCCCCCGAUUGCCCGUGCGCGCAUCCUGCAGAAAGCCGCAAACAUCCUUCGGGAACGCAAUGAUGAGAUCGCUCGCGUGGAGACCUUGGACUCCGGCAAAGCCUAUACAGAGACCAGCACCGUCGAUGUGGUAACUGGUGCCGAUGUCUUGGAGUACUAUGCCAAUUUCAUUGGUGGUGGUGGUUUGAAUGGUGAGACCACCCAAUUGCGGGAGGAUGCUUGGGUGUAUACGAAGAAGGCGCCCCUGGGUGUCUGUGCGGGAAUUGGUGCUUGGAACUAUCCCAUUCAAAUUGCCCUCUGGAAAUCCGCCGCCUGUCUUGCCGCUGGUAACACUAUGGUGUACAAGCCUAGUGAAUUCACACCCCUCCACGGCCUGACUCUUGCCGAGGUCUAUACCGAAGCCGGUUUACCUGCUGGUGUUUUCAAUGUCAUCAACGGCGCUGGCGACGUUGGUGCUCAUCUGACCAGCCACCCAACCAUUGCCAAGGUCUCCUUCACCGGCCAAGUAGCAACCGGUAUGAAGGUAGCAGGCUCAGCUUCCGGCAACAUGAAAUACAUCACCAUGGAACUGGGCGGCAAGAGUCCAUUGAUCGUCUGCCCAGACGCCGAUCUCGAGAGCGCAGUCGACGGAGCUAUGAUGGCCAACUUCUACAGCACAGGCCAGGUCUGCACAAAUGGCACCCGAGUCUUCGUUCCCCGAUCUAUGAAGGCUGUCUUUGAGAAGCGUCUGUUGGAGAAGAUCCCAUUCGUGCGGGCUGGACCCCUCUUCGACGAACAGACAAACUUUGGGCCCCUGAGCUCAGCCGUUCACCACGAGAAGGUCAUCUCAUACAUCCGUAACGGUAUUGAAAAGGACCGUGCUACUCUUCUCUGUGGUGGACCCGAGAAACCCAAUGUGCCUCAAGAUCUGCAAGCCGGAUACUGGGUCAAGCCCACUAUUUUCACCGACUGCACUGAUUCCAUGAGUAUUGUCAAGGAAGAGAUCUUCGGACCCGUCAUGUCCGUGCUAUACUAUGAUACCGUUGAGGAGGCGGUGCAGCGCGCCAACGCCACAGAGCUUGGUCUCGCCGCCGGUGUUUUCACUAAGGAUCUGAACCAGGCACACCGCGUCAUUGACCAGCUUCAAGCUGGUAUCACCUGGAUCAACACCUGGGGUGAGAGUCCGGCUGAGAUGGCCGUUGGUGGCUGGAAGAAGAGUGGUUUGGGUGUUGAGAAUGGCCGUCGCGGCAUUGAGGCUUGGCUGCAGAACAAGAGCACUUUGGUUGAUAUGAGCGGGGCUGUUGCGACUGUUUUUGCCAAGCUGUAA
Penicillium angulare is the source of this 1497-nucleotide messenger RNA. Its product is annotated as betaine-aldehyde dehydrogenase. The record is from RefSeq and is a predicted model, not a curated record. Lineage: Eukaryota; Fungi; Ascomycota; Eurotiomycetes; Eurotiales; Aspergillaceae. The transcript is spliced from 2 exons. Gene Ontology annotation, molecular function: aldehyde dehydrogenase (NAD+) activity. Bases 1 to 1497 code for a protein of 498 amino acids.